AGAAGACAUCAAUAAGUCAGCAAUGCCCACUCCAGUAAUCGAGCAACCGGCACCGUCCGUGAAUGGGGGUGACUGUCCGAAAAUUAAGAAACACACCCGAAGAUUCGGAAUUCGCGGCCAAGUUACUGGUGGAGGCUUUCCGUGGAAAGUUCGUGCAUAGCAUAACGGAGGCAAAACUUCCCAUCGCCGUAAGGAACCUAUCCGCCUUCCAUGUAGCGCAGGCAGACGACUUCCGUGACCGGACGUUUGUUGCAGAGCUCGACGGGUCACCAGUGGGUGUACUCGGACUCAAGUUUCACGGGGACGAAGAUAGAGAGUACGCGUGUUUAGGCAUGUUUACGACCGGCAGUGCACAGCGCCACACGUGCUAUGUGGACCAUAUCUGUGUAGACGACAGGGCGCGGGGGAAGGGCGUGGGUAAAGUUCUUAUGGAGAAGGCAGAGGCGGAGGCCCGAUGCCGACAGUGUAAGGCAAUGACCCUCUACGUUACGACUGACAACCGUGCCCGGCAUUUGUACGAAAGACAGGGGUACUCGGUCAUUGCCACAGAAAGUGUUUGUGGAUGUCUGGGCUGCUGUAUUGGACCACCAGGGAGUGUCUAUGAGAUGUCUAAGCCUUUGUAAAGCCAACCGUCCUAUGUCGAUCCAAAGAUGAUGGGAAUAGGACAUGGAAGUUCAACUUACACAUCAGUGUAACAUGUUGAGCUUUUCUCUAUAUGAUACAAUAUGUUGCUGAACAAAGCCCAUAUUAUACUUUAUAAAAUUGUAUAUGUUAAGGCUACCUCAAAUGACAAAAAUGCAAUACUCGUAUUUUUAUGACCAUUACAGAAUGCAAACAGCUAUUUAAAUGUUGACGAAUCUCAAACAUUAAAGGGAUUGUUGAAAAUGGAAGUUCAGUUACCUUGAAAAAAAAUGAAUCAACAUUAAGCAUAGGCUCAGAUCGUUUUACAACUGUUGUUUUUUCGGCAUAGCUGUUUAACCCAGCUUAUCACCCUAGCUUUCCUUGAAAGCGACCAAUCGAUUUGAAUAUAAAAUUUCCCGCCGGUAAGCCUGAAACUUGUCGAAGUAGAAAACGUACAAUCUGCAAACAGUUUUCAAAUUUACAUUCAUAUGUUAUUCAACCGACUUUCAAUUUUUGAGAAGUAUAGGGUAUGCAAAGGGAUACUACAGUGCGUUUAGCAACGAUAUU
This is a messenger RNA of Dreissena polymorpha, 1188 nucleotides long. RefSeq lists its product as uncharacterized. Lineage: Eukaryota; Metazoa; Mollusca; Bivalvia; Myida; Dreissenidae. The coding region runs from base 63 to 623 and encodes 186 amino acids. The record is from RefSeq and is a predicted model, not a curated record. Gene Ontology annotation, molecular function: acyltransferase activity, transferring groups other than amino-acyl groups. The transcript has 5 exons.